This is a messenger RNA of Mesoplodon densirostris (Blainville's beaked whale), 849 nucleotides long. RefSeq names its product filaggrin-2-like. Bases 255 to 596 code for a protein of 113 amino acids. The record is from RefSeq and is a predicted model, not a curated record. Lineage: Eukaryota; Metazoa; Chordata; Mammalia; Artiodactyla; Ziphiidae. The transcript has 4 exons.
AGCUCCUAAUGCUAAAGGAGACAGGAAAAACACCGCGCCGAGGCCACUUACCGAGCCGAGGAACCUAGAUUCCCGCCGCUCUGCUCGCCCGAACGGUCUGUCCACGCACCCCAAGGCUGCACCCAGCACCCCAAAGUCGAGACGUGCAGGAAUAUGGUUAACUGGCCGGGAGACCCUCCAAGUUGCUCCGGGCUCCCGGGAGCUUCAACGUCCAGGACACAACUUGGCCAAGACUUGUGCCACAGUCACCGAAGAUGUUCCUGUGGAGACCCUCCUCCGGCGGGGAGAGACAGCGCUCGGCGGCGCCCCGCUCGCCUCCUCUCCACCCCCUCACCUCCAGCCCACCUCCCGCCGGCCGCCAGCCUCCGGGCCGCGAGCCCCUCGGGCGGCUGUCAGCUCCCGGCCGCCGCCGGGUGACAGGGGCGGGAGGAGGGCGCGACGCGGCGGCCCGAGCCCAAGCGGGCGAGGGGGAUCCUCGCAGCAGCAGCGGCGGCCGCUCACCUGGAAAGUCACCGCUGAGAAGAAGGAGGAGGAGGACGAAAACUUCUGUAGUCAAAACCAAAACUGGCAUUGGUAAACUGUGCACUCAGCCCUAAGGAGAUCUAUGGAAAGUGAGGCUGGCUGGAGCAUAGCUGACCCCAUCUAGGCACCCAUAUGGAGCAUCACAACAAGGUGUCAUCCAGCCUCUGAAAGACAAGGAAUUAACACAUCGGACUUCCUCAAUGGGCCAGAUGCUAAUGGGCCAGAAGAUGGAGGAAAAGCAUCGAAAAUUGCCAAUAAGGGAGAAGUUCCUUAAUUCCACGUUUUCCACAAAGAUUCCUUUGACAAAGUUGACUCUUAAAAAGAAGA